Pantherophis guttatus is the source of this 1875-nucleotide messenger RNA. RefSeq names its product NK2 homeobox 4 (gene NKX2-4). Gene Ontology annotation, biological process: cell differentiation; regulation of transcription by RNA polymerase II. NCBI's taxonomy places the organism in Eukaryota, Metazoa, Chordata, Lepidosauria, Squamata, Colubridae. Gene Ontology annotation, molecular function: RNA polymerase II cis-regulatory region sequence-specific DNA binding; DNA-binding transcription factor activity, RNA polymerase II-specific. The record is from RefSeq and is a predicted model, not a curated record. Gene Ontology annotation, cellular component: nucleus.
GGGGCUGCCCGGCGAGCCAUGUCGCUCAGCCCCAAGCACACGACUCCUUUCUCCGUCUCCGACAUCCUGAGUCCCAUGGAGGAGACCUACAAGAAGUUCGGCGCCAUGGAGGGUAGCCUGGGUGCACCUUUGGGCGUGGGAGUGGGCGCCGCCGCCUACCGCCAGACCUCAAGUUCAGCCCUCCCGUCCCAGCAGCAGCAUCCCAUGGCAGGCCACAAUACUGCCGCCUAUCACCCCAUGGCCCACGCUGGGGUCUCGCAGUUCGCUCACGGUUCAGUGGCUGGCUAUUGCAACGGCGGGCUGGGCAACGUGGGCGACCUGGCGUCCUAUCCAGACAGCGUGCGCAGCAGCACAGCAGCCUCCGGCUGGUAUGGAGCCAACCCGGAUCCCCGGUACCCCACGAUUUCCAGGCUGAUGGGGCCCUCCGGGGCCAUGAACAUGGCCGGCAUGGGAGCUCUGUCAGGAAUCGCGGAGGCUGCCAAAUCCAUGGCCCCCGGUCUUCACGCCACUCCGCGGAGGAAAAGGAGGGUGCUUUUUUCGCAGGCCCAGGUCUAUGAACUGGAGAGGCGCUUCAAGCAGCAGAAGUAUCUUUCGGCGCCCGAGAGGGAGCACCUCGCCAGCCUAAUCCAUCUCACGCCCACCCAGGUGAAGAUCUGGUUUCAGAACCACCGCUACAAGAUGAAGCGGCAAGCCAAAGACAAGGCGGCUCAGCAGCUGCAACAGCAACAGCCACCGGAGGGACCCGGCCUGUGCCAGCCGCCGGCCCCAACACAAGCGGCAUCUCCGAGACGCGUGGCGGUGCCCGUCUUGGUCAAGGACGGCAAGCCCUGUCCGCACAGCGCAGCCGCCUCCGCCACCGGCCAAGCUUCCGGGGCCGGUGGCGGCAGCGGGGCAGGCGGGAGCGCUGCUCAGCAUCAGCACCCGCAAACGCAAGGGACCUCGCUGGGCCAAGCCCCGGACCUGGAGGAGAUGUCUCCGAGCCCCCCUUCCUUGCACGGCCAAGUGAGCUCUCUGGCACAGAUGGACGCGGCUGCUGUCGAUUAUAGCGGCGGCCUGGUCAAUGCCAGCUUGCUCUACGGGCGGACGUGGUAAUAAGCCCUCCUCCCCAGCGAAUCCUCGAGGUGGCUCUUCUUCCUUCUAGCAUCGCGUCCUGGAUCGACAGCUCCCCUGGCUUCUUUCCUUCCCCUUCGGGGUUCAACCUCGGCAGAAUUCUCCUUGCUAAAUUGAGCAUUUGCAGAGGAAAAAGGGCCUCUCUCCAGCCCACCCGCCUCCCUCAGCUGCUUUGGCCACCCGAAGCCAGUAGACACGGCGACCCACACGGGGCCUUCAAUGGCCAAGUGUACAAAAAACCAGGUGGGGAACGUUGUUAGGUGCUCUGUACAGUAGGUCCCUCUCCACAGCUUCAGGGAAAGGGGAAAGGCCCCCUUUCCUCCCAGACAAUCCCCGAAGUGGAGGGGGUAACUCAGAUGUCGGUUGGAGCAAGGUUUCCCUGCGCACCUAGCUAAGAAAGGCAACUAAACAAGAUCAACAACCGCCUCCUGAAGUGCAGCUUACUUCUGGUGAAUCAAACCGAACUACAAAUAAUGCUAAUAAUAAUUUUAACUGGGAACCCCUUAAGUGCAAUCUCAUUAUUACUGAUUGAGAGCUGAUUGAAUUGUAACUCAAGGUCGACUGGCGAACGUUAUCCGCCAUUUUCACAAAAGAGAAGGGGCGACAUUCGCAAAGAGGAGAAGGGAGGGGAGGAGACCUACUUGUAUCGUUGCACCCGGUAAUGAUAUUUUUUUUAAAAAAACCGUUGAAUCUCGGGUUCAGAUUUAAGAGAGGGAAAAAAUAACAAAGAUGUUAUUGUUAAGUAUUAUCUGGUAGGGAUUUGGU